Molecule: messenger RNA, 1748 nt
Organism: Erinaceus europaeus (western European hedgehog)
Lineage: Eukaryota; Metazoa; Chordata; Mammalia; Eulipotyphla; Erinaceidae
Gene: PDLIM7
Product: PDZ and LIM domain 7
Exons: 13
Coding region: 151-1506 (451 amino acids)
Biological process (GO): actin cytoskeleton organization; heart development; muscle structure development
Cellular component (GO): Z disc; adherens junction; stress fiber
Molecular function (GO): muscle alpha-actinin binding; actin binding
Source: RefSeq, a predicted model, not a curated record
GGGCGGGGAAGAGGAGCUCAGGCCCCUGACUCACCUCGCCGUCCCAGGCUCCAGGCCUGGGUGGAGGGGGGAAGCGGCGAGGGGCGACCUGGUCAAGUGAGCUCUGCCGCCCACCCCUGGCUGUCCCUGGCCUCAUGAAGAGCGGGCACCAUGGACUCCUUCAAGGUGGUGCUGGAGGGGCCAGCACCUUGGGGCUUCCGGCUACAAGGGGGCAAGGACUUCAAUGUACCUCUCUCCAUCUCCCGGCUCACUCCUGGGGGCAAGGCAGCUCAGGCCGGGGUGGCUGUAGGGGACUGGGUGCUGAGCAUCGACGGCGAGAAUGCAGGAGCCCUCACACACAUUGAAGCCCAGAAUAAGAUCCGGGCCUGCGGGGAGCGCCUCAGCCUGGGGCUCAGCAGGGCCCAGCCUGCACAGAGUAAACAGCAGAAGGCCCUGGCCCCUGCCGCGGAACCCCCGCGGUACACUUUUGCUCCCAGUGCCUCCCUCAACAAGACGGCCCGGCCCUUCGGGGCGCCCCCACCAGCUGACAACGCCCCGCAGCAGAAUGGACAGCCGCUCCGGCCGCUGGUCCCCGAUGCCAGCAAGCAGCGGCUGAUGGAGAACACGGAGGACUGGCGGCCGAGGCCAGGGACAGGCCAGUCACGUUCCUUUCGCAUCCUUGCCCACCUCACGGGCACCGAGUUCAUGCAAGACCCGGAUGAGGAGCAACUGAAGAUGUCAAGCCAGGUGACCAGGACAGAAGCCCCUGCCCCAGCCUCAGCUCCAGCCCAGGACCCCUGGCCUGGCCCCCCUACCCCUAGCCCCACCAGCCGCCCUCCCUGGGCCGUGGACCCUGCAUUUGCUGAGCGUUAUGCCCCGGACAAGACUAGCACCGUGCUGACCCGCCACAGCCAGCCUGCCACACCCACGCCUCUGCAGAACCGGACCUCCAUCGUGCAGGCCGCCACGGGAGGCAGUAACGGCAAGACACCUGUGUGCCACCAAUGUCACAAGGUCAUCCGGGGCCGCUACCUGGUGGCGCUGGGUCAUGCCUACCACCCUGAAGAGUUUGUGUGCAGCCAGUGUGGCAAGGUCCUGGAAGAGGGCGGCUUCUUUGAGGAGAAAGGCUCCAUCUUCUGUCCACCCUGCUAUGAUAUGCGCUACGCACCCAGCUGUGCCAAGUGCAAGAAGAAGAUCACAGGCGAGAUCAUGCACGCUCUAAAGAUGACCUGGCACGUGCAAUGCUUCACCUGUGCCGCCUGCAAGACACCCAUUCGAAACAGGGCUUUUUACAUGGAAGAAGGGGUGCCCUACUGCGAGCGAGACUACGAGAAGAUGUUUGGCACCAAAUGCCGUGGUUGUGACUUCAAGAUAGACGCCGGCGACCGUUUCCUGGAGGCGCUGGGCUUCAGCUGGCAUGACACGUGCUUCGUGUGUGCGAUCUGUCAGAUCAACCUGGAAGGAAAGACCUUCUACUCCAAGAAGGAUAAGCCCCUUUGCAAGAGCCACGCCUUCUCUCACGUGUGAACCCCGCCCACCCAAUGCGUCCCGCCUGUUGUGGGAGGGGCUGUUGGCUCUGACAUAUCCCUGAGAUACUGGGUAGGUUGGCAAUGGUCUUCCCAGCCCAGACUCCUGGCUUGUGUCGGGGGUUCCCUAGAUCCUGCCUCACCCCCUCACCUCCUCACCCACUCCCCACCAUCACACCUAAGUGCUGGCCACACUGCCCCCUGUUCACUUCCAGUGCCACAAUAAACCUGUAUCCAGCUGUG